Messenger RNA from Chinchilla lanigera (long-tailed chinchilla), 1131 nucleotides. Its product is annotated as receptor-type tyrosine-protein phosphatase gamma-like. The record is from RefSeq and is a predicted model, not a curated record. The coding region runs from base 242 to 1012 and encodes 256 amino acids. Gene Ontology annotation, molecular function: protein tyrosine phosphatase activity. The transcript is spliced from 3 exons. Lineage: Eukaryota; Metazoa; Chordata; Mammalia; Rodentia; Chinchillidae. Gene Ontology annotation, biological process: protein dephosphorylation.
UGACAGGUGAGAGGUGCUAGGAAAGGGAUAUUAUCAAAACAUAGUUAUGCAGUAAGAAACACGACCCACUGAGCUCAGCAUGACUAGGUGGGGGUACAGUUCAGACGACUAAUUAAAAGAUGGCUUGAGAGAUAGAGAAAAUGGCAGAAUAAAGAAUCAUUUUGUAAGAAAAUUGAAAUACUUUUUUUGGUUCUCAAAGGCAGAAGAUGAGUUUGUCUAUUGGCCAAGUCGAGAAGAAUCCAUGAACUGUGAGGCUUUUACUGUCACCCUUAUCAGCAAAGACAGACUGUGCCUCUCUAAUGAAGAACAAAUUAUCAUCCAUGACUUUAUCCUUGAGGCAACACAGGAUGACUAUGUCCUAGAAGUGCGGCACUUCCAGUGUCCCAAAUGGCCUAACCCAGAUGCCCCCAUAAGCAGCAGCUUUGAACUGAUCAAUGUCAUUAAGGAAGAGGCCUUAACACGGGAUGGCCCCACCAUUGUUCAUGAUGAGACACAAGUUCAUCAGGGGAAAUUAAGUAACAUCUCCAUGAAAUCAACAGAAACUCUACAGUACCUAGAAAUAAGCUUGAAAUGGAAUUGGCAAAGACUACAGAAAAAAUUCAAAACUGACCGAGUAAGUGGAGGCAGACAUUGUAUUUAUGCACAGAAAAAUGAAAAACUGGAAAGAUGUGAAUUUCCUGAAACCCAUCUAUGUAUUCAGUGUAACCUAAUCAAAACGCUAACAGUUCUGUUUUUGAAAUUCUGCUUUCAAAAUUACUAUGAAACAGGAUGGAAUGGGGUGGAAGGAGAGAGGUAUUUGGAAAUGAGUGCGUAUGUGGGGGGAAAAGGACGAUUCAUGGAACUUCGGGGGUGUAGCUCAGUGGCAGAGCAAGUGUUUAGCACGUGUGAGGCCCAGCACCAGGAAAAAAAAGAAAAAAAUGUACACUAUAUGUGCUUGAAACACUUAAGAAGUAAAAUAAAUGUAGAGACAGCCAAAUGUAUUAUGGAAAUUUGCUUUUUCAAGACUUACUAAAAACCUACAGGAAUUGAAUAUGGAGAGAAAAAUAAACAGACUAAGGGCCAAAGUACAGCAUUCAACACUAGGCCUGCAUUUAGGAAAAUUCAGUAUACAAUAAAAUGGCAGUUUACGUC